Molecule: messenger RNA, 34534 nt
Organism: Pelobates cultripes (western spadefoot toad)
Lineage: Eukaryota; Metazoa; Chordata; Amphibia; Anura; Pelobatidae
Source: the annotation of a GenBank genome assembly
CGUGGGUUUACGCGGGCAGGGCCGCAGCUCCCGGAGGUGGCUCCCAUUGUUCCCCGCGGCUGCUGGUCUCGGGCCGCUCACUCGGGCUCUGUAACGGCCAUCGGUAUAACAGCCGCACCCCGAGCGGGCCUCAACCUGCGGACUGUCCCGGACACCGCCGCCUCCUCCCCGGCCUCUCCCCGCUCCAUGUCCCCGGGCCAGGGGCCUAGUGCGCAACCAGCACCCAAGCGGCUCCCCCAGGCCGGCCGGACCAGCCCCCGCCAUGAACCAUAACCACUGCACACCGGUGAGCAUGUUAGAUGGGCGGCCAGCGGGGGAUAGAUAUACCAUGGCAGAUAGAUAGAUAGGGGGCCAGGGGGGGAUAGAUAUACCAUGGCAGAUAGAUAGAUAGGGGGCCAGGGGGGGAUAGAUAUACCAUGGUACAUAGAUAGAUAGGGGGCCAGGGGGGGAUAGAUAUACCAUGGCAGAUAGAUAGGGGGCCAGGGGGGGAUAGAUAUACCAUGGCAGAUGAUAUAGGGGCCAGGGGAUAGAUAUACCAUGGCACAUAGGGGCCAGCGGGGAUAGAUAUACCAUGGCACAUAGAUAAGGGGCCAGGGGGAUAGAUAUACCAUGGCACAUAGAUAGAUAGGGGCCAGCGGGGGAUAGAUAUACCAUGGCAGAUAGAUAGAUAGGGGCCAGGGGGAUAGAUAUACCAUGGCAGAUAGAUAGGGGCCAGGGGGGAUAGAUAUACCAUGGCCAGGGGGAUAGAUAUACCAUGGCAGAUAGGGCAUAGAUACCAUGGCACAUAGGGGGAGGGGGAUAGAUAUACCAUGGCAGAUAGAUAGGGGCGGGGGAUAGAUAUACCAUGGUACAUAGAUAGGGGGCAUGGGGGCCAUGGCAGAUGGAUAGGGGCCAGCGGGGCCAUGGCAGAUGGAUGGGGCCAUGGCAGAUGGAUAGGGAAAGGGGCCAUGGCUGAUAGGGCAUGGGGGCCAUGGCAGAUAGGGGGUGGGGGCCAUGGCAGAUAGGGGCAUGGGGGGCUGGCAGAUGGAUAGGGGGCAUGGGGGGCCAUGGCAGAUAGGGGGCCAGCGGGGCCAUGGCAGAUAGGGGGCAUGGGGGGCCAUGGCAGAUGGGGGGCAUGGCAGAUGGAUAGGGGGCCAGCGGGGCCAUGGCAGAUAGGGGGCAUGGGGGGCCAUGGCAGAUGGAUAGGGGGCCAGCGGCGCCUCCUUGGAUUCCUGGAAACCUCUCACUAACACUGUGUGAUGGGCAGGGCUGCUCUCUAUCACGGGGCAUUCACAUGCAGCAGGUAGGAAGGAGCUGGGUCAGUUAAAGAUAUUAAUACUGCAGCACAGGAAUGCUGUAUACAGUGGGGGGAGCACUUUUCGUAUGCUGCCCAUCUGCAAUGAAAAUUGGUUUGUGCCCAGGAAAAACAUGGGAGCAACUGUGACCAGGCAGGGUGGACGUACAGUGUAAUAAUUGUUUUUGUUUUACUUCUCACGUCAACCUACACUCAACCCCCAUGAUUACAAUGCAAAAGAAAAAAAAGAUUUUUACAUUUGGCGAAUUUAAAAAAACAAAAAACAAAAGGGCUAAAAUAUUGCGGUGACUUAGGUAUGAGACCCUUUGCUAUGACACUUGAAAGGUAGCUCAUGUGCUCCCAUUUCUCUGGAUCAUCUUUGUAAUCUUUCUACACUUUUUGGUUGGAUGCCACCUGUGGCAAACUCACUUGCUUGGAGAUGAUUUGGUAAGGCACGUAGCGGUAAAUGCGUAUCAGAGUACAAAUCAAGCCAUGAGAUGAUAGGAGCUGCCUACCAAGUUCAGAGACAGAAUAGUGUUAGAGCAGCAUGUCACCUUAUGGGGACUUUGCCGAAUUCGCAAAGUCUCCUGAUGGAGACAACGCCGCUGAGGGUCUGGAGGCGGGACAGGUAAAGGCGCGUUUACUUACCUGAACCUGUUCCUCACUGGUGCUGCCAUUUUGGUCCGGUGUGGUAUUCCUUGACGCUGACAUCACUGCUGUACUCUCGAGCAUGAGGUCUAUGGGUAAUUCCAUGCACAGCCAAUUCUCUGCAGCCAUCACUGAUGACGGCUGCAGGGAUUGACACUAAGGCUCCACCUUGGAACGUGUCAAAGGUCAGGUGGAAGGAGAAAUACAAAGACAAAGUAGUCUCUACUUUUUCUCUGCAUGUCUCUUGACUGGCCUGGAAUUUCAUGACAGUGCCGCUUUAAGGCACAGAUAUGGGGAAAGAUACAAAAACAAAACUUAAUUCCCAAGAGCACAUUGGCCUCCAUGAUUCUUAAAGGGACACUCCAGGCACCCAGACCACUUCUGCCCAUUGGAGUGGUCUGGGUGCCAACUCCCACUACUCUUAACCCUGCAGGUGUAAUUAUUGCAGUUUCUUAUAAACUGCAAUAAUUACCUUGCAGGGUUAACUCCAAAUCUAGUGGCUAUUAGACAGCCACUAAAGGGCACUUCCUGGAUCAUAGCACAGGAAACCUGUGCUAGAGCGUCGCUGGACGUCCUCACGCUGUGUGAGGACCUCCAGCGUCGCUCGUUUCCCCAAAGGAAAACAUUGAAAUGCAUUGGGAGCGCUAAUGCGCAUGUGCGGCAUUGCAGCGCAUGCGCAUUAGGUCUCCCCGACCGGCCGACGCAAUCACUAGGAGGAGCGGCGGCGGAGGGAGAAGCAGCGACGUGGGACAUCGUCGCUGCCUCAGGUAAGUCAGGGAUUGUAUUCCUGGCGCUGGAGUUUCCCUUUAAAUGGAAGAAGCUUGGGACAACCCGGACUAUUCCUAGAGCUGUUUACAGUUAUACUGAGUAAUUGGGGUAGGAGAGCCUUGUUAAGAGAGGUGACCAAAAACCCAAUGGUCACUCCGGAUGAGCUGCAGAGAUCAUGUGUGGAGAUAAGAAAUUUGGAAUGACAACCAUCAUUGGUUCCAUCACUUAAGCAUACAGGCACGACGUUAGCCACUCCUCACUGCCACAGGAAAGAAACUAGGAAUUUGCAACAAAAAAAACCGAAACACAUAAAGGACUGAGAGAGACAAGAUUAUUUGAUCUGAUGAAAUGAACUUUGAGCUGUUUGUCCUCUGUUCAAAAUUUCAUAUCUGGAGGAAACCAGGUACCGCUCAUCACCUACUCAGUGGUGAAGCGUGGUGGUCGCACCAUGCAUUGGGGGUGUUUUUUCAGUGCAUUAGACUGGCCCUGGUUGACGGAAAGCUGGACACAGUAAAACAGAGAUAUAUCCUUAACGACAACCUGGUCUCAAGGCACUCAGGACCUCAGACCCUAAGCACACAGCCAAGACAAUACAAGAGUGGCUAAAAAUGCAAGUAAAACCAAAAUAGUGGUUUCCAAUGGGUACCAUUAAAUGAGAUUAAAACAGUACAGGACGUUGAUGUCUAAUGUCUGGCUCUGCCGUACAGGUUUCUGGGUUUUAUUUGUGUUGGGUUUUUUUAUUUGAUGGUUAGUGUUGUUAUCAAAGUGUUGGUUAAUAAAAACCAUUAAAGGAUCACUAUAGUGUCAGGAAAACAAACUCUUUCUUUUUCCUGACACUUUAUAAUCCUUUGGGGCCCCACUCCUGCUGGGCUGAAGAGUUAAAACCCCGUCAGCCACUUACCUUAAUUCGUCGCUGGUGACCUCUCCUCCCCCUCAGACGUCAGAGUCGUGCACGCGUUAAAAACGCCCAUAGGAAAGCAUUUCUCAAUGCUUUCCUAUGGAUGUUCUGCCUGCUCAAUGCGAUUUUCGCAUUGAGCAUCGCAAAAGUGCCUCUAGCAGCUGUCAGGAAGACAGCCACUAGAGGCUGGAUUAACCCUGCAAUGUAAACAUAGCAGUUUCUCUGAAACUGCUAUGUUUACAGCUGCAGGAUUAAAACCUGGGGGACCUGGCACCCAGACCACUUAAUUGAGCUGAAUUGGUCUGGGUGACUAUAGUGUUCCUUUAACAGAUUAAAUGUGCCUAGAAGUUUUUGUUGUUUAGAGAUUGGAUGUUCCCUAGAAGUUUCUUUGUUGUUGUUUAGAGAUUGAAUGUGCCUAGAAGUUGUUUUUGUUGUUUUUUUAAUUUUAUUUCGUAUGCCUUAAAGGACCACUAUAGUGCCAGGAAAACACACUUGUUUUCCUGGCACUAUAGUGCCCUGAGGGUGCCCCCACCCUCAGGGACCCCCUCCUGCCCGGCUCUGGAAAGGGGAAAGGGGUUUAAACUUACCUUUUUCCAGCGCUGGACGGGGAGCUCUCAUCCUCCUUCUCUCCUCCCCGUCGGCUGAAUGCGCACGCGCGGCAAGAGCUGCGCGCGCAUUCAGCCGGUCACAUAGGAAAGCAUUCAUAAUGCUUUCCUAUGGACGCUGGCGUGCUCUCACUGUGAAAAUCACAGUGAGAAGCACGCAAGCGCCUCUAGUAGCUGUCAAUGAGACAGCCACUAGAGGAUUAGGGGGAAGGCUUAACCCAUUAAUAAACAUAGCAGUUUCUCUGAAACUGCUAUGUUUAUUAAAAAAUGGGUUAACCCUAGCUGGACCAGGCACCCAGACCACUUCAUUAAGCUGAAGUGGUCUGGGUGCCUAGAGUGGUCCUUUAAGUCUGGUUCUGUGGCAUAUGAAAAUUAAUCAAAAUUAUGAUCCAUCCAUUACUUUACCAUCCUAAUAAAUCCUAGCAAAUCAGGAAGUUGGAGUUGUCAGAUUUGUGUGCUAUUUAGCUGAACUACUACUACUAGAAAACUCUGGAGUGGAGAUUUAGGAUAGCGUUCUUCAGUUAUAGAGACAGAGGAGAAAGCAUAGUUACUACCACAUGACAUAUUUAAAUGCUGGGAUAGGCUUUUAGCUGCAGUUAUUCAACACUAUUGUUAUUGUGUUUGAAGUGUCUCCUUAAAGAUCAUAAUUGCAGUAUAUAGCUUUAGUUUUAUUUGUAAGCCCAGCCAUUCACUUCUCUGUGGGGUUUUUUUUUUUUUAAAGUCACAUUCUUCUUUAGAACACAUGUUUGUGAUCAUGCAUUUUGUCAUGGCUCCGAUAAAUAAGAUAUUUAUAAUUAAACUCAUACCAUGUGCUGUGCAGCUGUUUACUUGUUUACAAGUACAGUCUGCUUAGUGUGAGUGAAAGUACAAACUGUUUACAAUUUGUCCUGAAAUCCUGUAAUGUUAAUUUAUGCUAAAUUAAAUAUUGCAUAAUUAAAUAGUAUGAGUAUAGUAAAUAUUUUUUUAAAGAUAAUUUUCAAUGACAUCUCUUACUUUACACAUCUAUUUAGUUCUUCAAACUAUAAGAUUCUAGUCAUUAUUUUUGUAAUAAUGCAUCAACCCUAUAGUGUAUCUACUUUUAUUCCAAUAGAGGUAGAUCUAGCUUUCAAUCAUUCUGAGACUAAUUUAAAAGAUCUAGUAGUAAAUGUCUGUUAAUCAUCUGAUUUUUAAAUCAGAGUGUUCUAAAAACUGAGUCACCAUUUGGAGAAAAGAGUUCUACAAAAAAUAGUUGAAAGUAGUACUCUAAGGACCAGUACAGCAUUUGUAGUGGUUAUACAGAGUGGUUGGGCGUUGUUCUCCCAGUUUGUGCCACUAAAGUGUGCCAAACCGUUUUGGACUGGUUUGACAAAACUGGCUAUCCUUGCAUGUACCGUAUGGUCUCUCUGCUGCAACUUGAAUAAUGCGGAACCGCGUUUCUGCAUUAUCUUGUCCAUCUUUUUACAACAACCUACCCCCCGAACUAUCCGUCUACAGUCUAAAGCAGAAGUUUACUUCCCAUUCGCUGAGCUGCAGCAUAGUUUCUAGGAGAGCCUUUAAUUUUGUGAACCCACUCAAAAGUGGUUUGACGCACACUGGGGGAGACAACGCUUAGAGACUCAACGUCUUAACCACUACAGUGAGCUGUCGUGGUUAUGUUUCUUAGAGUGCAUAUUUUAAAUAAUCUUUGCAAAUAUCAAUUGCUCACAGAUUCAGACAUAAAUCAGAUUUUAGAUCUACUGGAAAUAGACCGAGUGGUGCAUUUGUAAUCAUGCUACAGGGUUGGUUAUACAUAACAAAAAUAGUAGUUUUUUUGUCUUCAUUAUAAUUUUAUGGUAUUGUUCUUCAUCUAAAAAUGGAGUGGUGUAUUAAAAAAAUACUACUUCAACUUUAGGUGUUUAACGUCAUGUCUCUGAAUGCCUGUUUUAUAAAAGUGCCAGUUUCAAGAGAAAUUUGCACUUUCAUAAAUCUCUUUAGUACAUCCCAACCGUCAAGCAGACUGUAGUUCAAAGUGGAAGUAAGUACUUAUCUGUGAGAAGUAUUCAGUGGAUUGCUGAAAUUGCUCUGCAUACCUUGUGUUCCAAUGCUGUUUUGUGAGAAACCACUAAUUGAAUGCAAGUCAGUAAUUAUGACUUUGCAGGAGGCGGAUUGGAACUACAGUGAAGAUCCUCUCCCUAUGCUGGAAUAAAGGUGAGUUUAAUGAAUUUGAACUCUUACAGUGAUAACAAUAAGUACCUCCCAAAUCACACAUAUGUUUAACCUGUUAUCGGUAUGGUUUUAAACUUGAAAAAGGCAAAGAUCAAAUCAAGAACUAUAUUUUGAAAUACUUUGUAUUCUUGUUUUAUAUUUGUCAUGUAUCCUGUUUUGUUUGGAUUACUUUAUCUCCCUUUCUUUUAUUGUUACUGCAGGUGUAACACAAUGGGGGUGGACUUCGAUGUCAAGACAUUCUGCCACAACCUGAGGGCUACCAAGCCACCCUAUGAGUGUCCUGUAGAGACCUGCCGUAAGAUAUACAAAAGUUACAGUGGUAUUGAAUAUCACCUGUAUCACUAUGAUCAUGACAACCCGCCACUUCAGCAGCAGACCCCAAUUCGUAAACCAAAAAAGAAAGGACGCCAUCCUCGCUCCGCAAACAAACAGUCGCCUACACACUCAGAAUUAUCUCAGUCACCCAGCCGUGAGGUGAUGACCUAUGCACAGGCGCAAAGGCUAGUUGAAGUAGAGCUACAUGGCAGGGUUCAUCGUAUAAGCAUCUUUGACAACCUGGACGUUGUUUCAGAGGACGAUGAAGUGCCAGAGGAGACGCCAGAAAACGGCAGCAACAAAGAAAACAAUGAGACUCCUGCCACCACUCCCAAAUCAGGGAAACACAAGAACAAGGAGAAGAAAAAAGACUCCAACCACCACCACCACCAUAGUGCAUCCACAGGGACCACUCCAAAACUCCCAGAGGUAGUCUACCGAGAACUAGAUCAGGACACACCAGAUGCACCUACUCGUCCUUCUUCCUAUUACAGGUAAAUUAUAGUUAUUUAGUUAUAAUCUCCAUAAAUCUGCUGCUACUAUGGUUGUUUGGUUGUUGUGUUUUUUUUUUUGCAUGUUAAGUUUUUGUCAUGUGGAGGCAUAACCUCACUGUACAACUAGUAAGUGAUUGAGGAAACACACAUGAUUAUUUAUUAAUCAAGAGCUUGUACUGUAGCCAUACACACGCUCAAAUGCUAUGAACGAAGCUACUCAGAAAUUUGCAACUGUAAAGUAUUGUUCUGCAUGAGUAAAAAUGUAUUGGUGCAAUCCAUUUUAAAUAAACACUUGUGCAGUUUUGUAUUUAUAUGGCAUGGAGCUUAUACCCAGGCUCUGGAAAAUAUAGUUUAGCCUGGAGUCGUCUUCCGCAUAGAGUAGAAACAUUUUAAUAAAAGAUGUUCUUACAAAACUGGCAUUUUCUAAUUUCUAAUAUUUCUAUUUUAUAAUACUUAACUUAUAGUCUAACAUGGCUAUUUACUAAAGUGAGAAUUCACAGUGAUAUUCAAAUUUAAGGCCAGAGUAGCUGAACUGAAAACAUAGCUGACUGAGAAUAUUUUACUUUUAGCUACUUUUACUCUAAAUCUACCCUGUAAGUGUGUAUUCUACUUGUACAUACAUAGAGCUGGAAAGUUGUCAGUCCACUUAAAAUCACAGACAAAAUCCGUAUUCUGAUUGGAUAUGCUCCUGAUGUUUGCCCUCUAUUCUGUGCAUCUUUCCUGCAGUAAUACCACCUAGAUCUGUUUUGUAAGUGAUUAUUUUUCUGUUAUUUAGGUACAUUGAGAAGUCCACAGAGGAGAUGGAUGAGGAAGUAGAAUACGACAUGGAUGAAGAGGAUUAUAUUUGGCUCGAUAUCAUGAAUGAGCGACGAAAGACAGAAGGCGUGAACUCUAUCCCACAGGAGAUCUUUGAGUACUUGAUGGACAGGCUGGAGAAAGAAUCAUACUUUGAGAGUCAUAACAAAGGAGACCCGAACACAUUAAUUGACGAGGAUGCCGUAUGUUGUAUCUGUAAUGAUGGGGAAUGCCAAAACAGUAAUGUUAUAUUGUUCUGCGACAUGUGUAAUUUAGCUGUGCACCAGGAGUGUUAUGGGGUCCCAUACAUACCAGAGGGCCAGUGGCUUUGUAGAAGAUGUCUUCAAUCACCUUCUAGAGCAGUGGAUUGUGCACUCUGUCCAAAUAAGGGAGGGGCAUUUAAGCAGACAGACGAUGGACGUUGGGCUCACGUGGUGUGUGCCCUUUGGAUACCUGAGGUUUGUUUUGCAAACACAGUCUUCCUGGAGCCUAUAGACAGCAUUGAACAUAUCCCAGCAGCGAGGUGGAAGCUGACGUGCUACAUUUGCAAACAGCGUGGCUCGGGUGCGUGCAUCCAGUGUCACAAAGCAAACUGUUACACAGCCUUUCAUGUCACCUGUGCACAGCAGGCUGGACUGUAUAUGAAAAUGGAACCAGUGCGGGAGACUGGUGCCAACGGGACAUCUUUCAGUGUCCGAAAGACUGCAUACUGUGAUAUCCAUACUCCUCCUGGGUCUGUCUGCAAACUUCCCACCCUCUCUCACAGUGAAGGAGAGGAAGAGGAUGAGGAGGAAGAGGAAGAUGGCAAAGGCUGGAGCUCUGAAAAAGUGAAGAAGGCAAAAGCCAAAUCAAGGAUCAAAAUGAAGAAAGCCAGAAAAAUCCUUGCAGAGAAAAGAGCUGCUGCCCCUGUUGUGUCUGUCCCUUGUAUUCCUCCACACAGGUAAAAAAAUUGUGCAAUACCCGUUCUACAACUGCACGGUUAUGUUGUAAAUACCCCUGCAGAGGAGGUGUCAAUGUCUUGUUUUUCUGUGCCAACUAUAUUUCCUCUGUCUUAAAGAGACACUGUCAACUUUUGGGGACUUUGUGUCACUGGUGACAGUAUGGACUCACUCUUAGACUCCGCUUUGAGUAAGAAAGUCAGACGGAGGACAAAUACAGAGACAAAGUAGUCCAUACUUUUUCUGUAUAUCUCCUAAAUGAGUUGGUUUUUCAGGGACUCUGCCGCUUUAAAAAAAAAAAAAACAACCUACAAUGUAUGAAAACCCUGUAUAUCUCCGUUAGUUUUCCUUUAAGCGGCGCAGUCCUGCACUAACAAUAUUAGCUACUGUUAUCUUUGGAAGUGACUUUGUUCCUCCUGACUGUAAGUUACUUUUAAUGCGCAUUUAGAAAGCAAUACGUUGGGUGCCUGAAGCCACCCAGUUUUAUGGCUGCAAGCAAGAUGACCAUUCUAGCAAUGUAAGGGUUGUUGAUAUUUUCUGUUGCUGAGCAUCUUCAGUUUAUUAAUUACAGUAAAUACUUAGGUUGCUUGUGUCAUGUGGGAGAACUUGCAAGUUUGGAUGCAAUAGGAUACAUGCAUUUCCAUAAGUGCUUUUAAAUUGUAAUGCAUGCUAUGGAUUGUACAUGCACACUCACCUGCUGGUGGAGCCAAGAACACAUGGUGAUGGCUGUUCCUGGCACCCUAAAUAUUUGGCAUCUCAUUUCCCAGAAUGCUCAGCCUGACAGUUGGUUGAGCAUCAAUGGAAAUAUAUUUUCCAGAAAUCUGAUGUGACAUGUUUAGCAAUCAUUGGUAUUAAAGGGAAACUCUAAUGUUAUAAAUACAUCUGUUGGUGUUCCUUUAAGAUAUAAGCUUAUAUUUGAAAGAUAAAAAAAAAAAAAAAUUCAUUGUAGAUCAGAGACAUGCAUUCUGUACUUCUGUCAUUGUACAGGUACAAGAUUCCAGACUGUCUGUUAACUCUCUUAUCUGUAGCUAAACGUUUCCUUGGCAACCCAAUACCAGAGAUUGGGCAGGCUGCAUUCAUAAUCGAUCGCAGUUUGAUGCACAGUGCUCUUUCAUCCCCUGCCACUUUGCAAUUGUCAUGACAACCAGCGCAGACUGACCUUUUUCUUAAGUGUACAAAAAAAAAAAACAGUGUGUGGUCACUGCAGUGCUAAAAAUAUAAAAAGAGUAACAAUAGUGCAGCAUAUGUGCCAAAACUGCUGUGGUUCCAGCACAGCAAAAUAUAGACCAGAAAAAAAAGUAGAAACUUACAAUGCACUGCUUAGUAGAUCAGGUCCACUCAUGAAACCCACAUUUAAGGAAGUGCAUUGUUUGGAGUAUAUAUUUGAGCAUAUGGACACAGGGAUACACAACAGCGAAUAACCCCAUUACAAAUCACAUAUGAAGUGGUUUUUUUUAUGAUGAUGCCGACAAUCAAAUUGCCAUCCUUUUACAGGCUAAUGUUGAGAUCGUGCAGCUCUUGGCAUAUUAACAUUUUUCAUGUAUCCUGAAACACUGCUAUUGGUUCUUUGAUGCCUGCAUUGGAAUGAUACAAUGCCCAGAAAAUGCCAUAAGAAUUGACCGCAUUUACAUGGCUGAAAAGGAGCUUUUAUACCAUCGCAGAUUAAUUUGUCCCCUGAGGUGCUAAUUAAAAUGCUCCUUUCACAUGUGUUAUUAACACCACUGAGAGUAAUUUAAGGAUUAUUCUGUCUAUAAUCUAUAUACAAAAGGAGGAGUUUUAAUGGUUGCAACUCCUCUCUCUCAAGUUACGUGUAAAUAAAGGAAAAGGCUGGUUGAAUUUUUAAAAAAAAAUGUUUAUUGAACUUUUUCAAUCUUUUUUUCAUUUUUAAAGGUAAUGCCACAAUGUCAUUAUUGCAGAUGGUAGUGUAACCCAUAACUAGGUGAACAUCAGCAACUGACCCCCUCCAUUUUUUUCUCCCAUUAAAGGAUCACUAUAGUGUCAGGAAAACAAAGUGGUUUUCCUGACACUAGUGCCCUCAGGGUCCCCCUCCCUUGGCGGUGAAGGCGUUAAAACCCCUUCAGCUACUUACCUUUAUCCAGCACCGGGCUUUCGCGGCGCUGGUGACCUCUCCUCCCCGUCCGACGUCAGCUCCCUAGUGGAGCCGAAUGCGCACUCAGAGUCCGUAGGAAAGCAUUUCUUAAUGCUUUCCUAUGGACGCUCUAUACGAUGGAUGCGAAAUUCGCAUCUAGCAUCGCAGAUGCGCCUCUAGUGGCUGUGCGGAAGACAGCCACUAGAGGCUGGAUUAACCCCAAAUGUAAACAUAGCAGUUUCUUUGAAACUGCUAUUUUUGCAUCUGAAGGAUUUAAACCUGAGGGACCUGGCACCCAGACUACUUCAUUGAGCUGAAGUGGUCUGGGUGACUAUAGUGUCCCUUUAAUCUUUUUAUACUGUUAAUCUUUCAAGGGUAUUGAAAAACCACCUGCCUCGUAUACAUAUGCACAUCUUGAUAUAGUUACACUCCAUGCAUUAUAGUGUUUAAAGGAACACUCCAAGCACCAUACCCACUAAAGCUUGCAAUCAACGGAUACUCGUGUCCUUUGAGCUUAGCCAUGCAUUGCAGGAAUCAGCUGGGGAGAGUAAACAUUGUUCCUACAGUGAUAUUGGAGGUAGGCAGCGGUGCCCUGUGAACCACAGGUAAGAAUUCAAACAAUUCUAAAACCGUUUGACUCCUUGCCUUAAAGGUGGAACCAGGUUCAUCUGGUACCAUAACCAGUGCAGUGAGCUGUAGUGAUAUGGUGCUUGGAUUGUUCUUUGAAACCCAUCAAUUCAUUAUGGCUUAUGUGAAAGGUUAUUAACUGGACAUUCCCACGCAAAUCUUUUUUUUUUUUUAAAUUUUUAUUUUUUUAUUUUUGCUUAAUACAAAUUCGAAAUUAAGUGAGGCAAUGUGGUUUGGCUAGACUUAAAAUCAAAACUCCCUUUUUAAAGCCACUUUAGCAUCUCUCAAAAUUGAUUCCUUUUAAUUCCUCUGAAAAUACUUUGAUGUUUUCCACCUUUUGUCAUCUCUGAUGUGUGUUUUGGUUUUUGUGUUUUUUUUUCUUUUUUGCAGACUAAGUAAGAUCACAAACCGGUUGACGAUCCAGAGAAAAAGUCAGUUUAUGCAGAGGUUGCACAGUUACUGGACGCUAAAGAGGCAGUCGCGUAAUGGAGUGCCCUUGUUGCGUCGACUGCAAACUCACUUACAGUCGCAAAGGAGCUGUGAGCAGGUCAGAAAAGAGCUCAUCUGUACCUAGAGCUAAGAAAAACGCUGAACAUGAAAAUAAGUCCCUUUUUUUUUUUUUUUUUUUUUUUUUCUCUUAAAUUAAAGGGAGUCUAUAAUGAAAAAGAUGUAAUGUCUUUUGUGUGUUAGUUGUUUGUUGUCUCCUGUGUCAAUGUAGUAUAACUAUACGUUAUGUCUGUUUAAAUCUAUUUUACUAUGAUGGUAAUCUUGCAGGCACAAACUCACCCUGCAACCACCUUCUGUGCUUCCUCCUGUCUGUGGUGAUAUAGGUGUUUUGUGUUAAGAACAGCUGUAUAAAAAUCAACAUGGCAACCAAUGGAAUGUUUCCUACAGUAGUUUCGUUUAGAACUUUGCUCUAGGUUUGCACCUUAUCAGAACCCACUGUGAUUCGCUGAUUCAAAGUACAUAUCACUAUGCAUAACAAGAUGUAAGUCUGUUUAUGCAGUAUCGCACUAAACACUAUUUGCAGAUUUAUGUAGAAUGCAACUUAUUGUGUACAUAACUAUGCAAAAUAGCAUCAGAGAAUAAAAAAAAAAAAAAAAAAUGUGACUUGACUGAUCGAGAAUAGGGAUAGGCUGCCUACAAAUUUGAAAAUGACAUGUAAAAUAAGUGAAUUGUUUUCGAUAACCCAGAGUAGAGGGGUUUGACCAACCCGAAAGCCCAACCAUCAGUUAUCAGACCUGGAAUUUCAGAGUAUUCUUCAAAAACAGUUUAAUUUCAGAUAAUAAUUAUAAACUAAUUUUAUGGCUACUUUAAAAAAUAUAUUUUUUUUUCUCUGGGCCAUGGGACUGCAAGUAGGUUGUUGUUGUUAAAACACUGUUCAGAAAGUCAAAGCUCAGUGUGAGGUGUUUUAGGCCUCACUUGACAAUCCCUGCCAACAGCCACCACUCCUAUAUAUGUUAACCGCUGUCGCCUAAUGAAUCAGUGCUCUGUUUAUUCUUCUGCUAUGUUGUGUGUUAAGAGUCGUGUUGUUUCCUGUCUGGGCAGGGUUGUCUGUCUUUUCUGAGCAGAGUGCAAUUAAAAAAAUAUUUUUUUUUUUUUUUUAAAUCAAUUUAUAAUGGAUCUUUGCUUUCAAUCUGAGCAUCACACAAUAGAUUGUGUAGUAAUAUGAUCAUAGAAAUCAAUCUGUAUGUAUUGUAUCCCUACCUAAUAGGAAAUGAAAUGGCGUAUACCUCUUCCUGAUGAUGUACCGGUGCACCUGGGAACAAUUGCUAAAUCAAAUGAUGAGUCUGGAGAUCAAACCCAUAAGGUGAUAAGAGAGAAAUCUCAGAGGAGACAUAGGGUUCUUUAUAUUUAAAAAAAAAAAAAAAAUUUCAGUGCAGUUUUUGGUUUUCCCCUUUCCUCUUAUAUUUAAAAAGUUUUAAAGAAAACAUGGCUGCAUAUGGGUAAAUCAUUGUGUGACAGAACCAUAAUUAAAAUACAACAUUUUAUAAUUGCAAAGACCAAAGCCUACAAAAGAACUAGGAGACAGAAAUUAUGUAAAAAAUAGUAUAUUAUGAGAAGGGUGAAAUAUAUCUGCAUGUGUAUUGCAGCACAUGGUGACAAGACACUGAAAAUUCAUAAAGAUAACCAGAAAGACCAAAGAGCAGGGCCAUUUAUGGCAAUGGUGUCAAAAGAUGGCUCCCCACAGAUUAACCAAGAAAUAUGAGAACGAGUAAUCCAACAACUGGAGAAACCAAGGAUCCAAUUCCCCUCAUUUAGGGCGAUGUAUUUAGUAGAGAAUUAUUUGAAUCUAUUCCUUUAAUGCGUUAUUACCUUUUAAGAUGAAUUGCUUUCUACUAAGAUCUCAUGAUUCAUUGUGCAUUCAUAUUCUAUAUAACUUUACAAAUCGUACGACUUGUGAUUAUUUAUUUAUUUUAACACUUGUUAAAAGACAAUUAUUGAGUGAGGGUAUGGUGUGCAAAGGGUAAAUAAUUUUGCAUGUCCACUCUUUUAAUAGAAUGACACCAGUGACAAGAACUGGGUGUUAAAGGAACAGCUGAAAUCAUGGCAGAGAUUGAGACAUGAUCUGGAGCGGGCACGUCUGCUGGUAGAAUUAAUACGGAAACGAGAAAAGCUGAAAAGAGAAACGGUAAUCGACCUCUAUCCUCCAGCUAAAUUGUAUUUUCCUGUUUUCUUCCACUGGCCUCUCUCGGCUCAUUCUAAAGCUUUUCUUUCUCUUACAGAUUAAGGUUCAGCAGUUGGCACUUGAGGUGCAGCUGACUCCAUUUCUCAUUCUUUUGAGAAGAACAUUAGAACAGUUAGAGGAGAAAGAUACAAAUAAUAUAUUCACUGAGCCAGUCCCUCUGUCAGAGGUAACAGAAAUCUACGAAGUAAGAAUACCACCUCAUCCACUUUUAUUUUUAUACUUCAUGUUUGGCAAUGUGCAUUUUAUGUUCUGAAUUUUCUGUUAUUUACAACAUAAAUUCAUACAUGGCAUUAAGUAUGUUAUGUUUAUGAAAAUGCCAGCAAAAUAUAACACUUGAACAGUUGUCUAGUUUUUUUGGGGGGGGGGAUUUCUUUUCAAUUUAGUGCUGCAGGAUGUCUGCAUUUUUUUGCUGCUAUUUGUAUUUUAUUUUUUUUGUCAUCUAGGCAUUUCCUGAUCAGAUACUUUGCCUUGAAUUAAUAUCUGUGCUAAGAUUGACUCAAAACAAAAAGCAGCCAUUCGAAAUGCAGUUUUGAAUUCAAACAGAAAAGAAAAAUAAUUGGGAUCUCUAUGGAGCUAUUUAAAUGUAUUUCAUAAUACAUGAUUGGUUGUGGAACAUAACUCAUAAAACACAAUUCAAAUAUACUGUUCUACACAAAUAUAAACAUACACCCUCCUAACUGUCUUAGAUGACAACAAUACAGGAAAGGAAAACCUUGAUUAAAGUGAACAUGUAAUGGAAAAAAUGUACUUACCUUAAAUCGCUCCCAUAUAUAUCGAAUACAUCAAGUUUUAUUCACUCUUCCUCUGUUCCAGCGCUGCUUCAUUCCUCCUGGCCAUCCAACUCUUUGCCUCUGUCCUUCUUUGAUUUGCCCUGCUUGGGAUGCAGGCAAAUAUUGUGACGUGGGCCAGCAUGCCGUCAAGUCACUCUGUUCCUAUACUCCCAUAGCAACCACAGCAUGCAGUGCAGUUGCUAUGGAAGGAGAACAGAGGGACCUCCCGUGGGAGAUCUUUUCUGCUCUCCCUCUUUUUAAAGCAGGGCUUAAAGUUUCAUGUUGUAUGUUACCAGUGUAGGACAAGUAAAUUUACUCUCCACUGCGAGCAUAGAGAGUCCAUGGCUCACUUACCAGAGUGAGUUUCUACUCACCAGGGUGAUAUUUUCACUUGCCAAUGAACAUCAAAUCCUGCAAUAUAGCAACAAUACUUCUCGUAGAGAAGCAUUGAAUCCACUCACGUACUUUGAAGUACAGUUCCAAAUGAACGAGGCAGGAAACUUUCCCGGCUGUCUGCUUGACAGUCAGGAGUUUUUAGUAAAGGGAUUUUACAUCAUGUUAUCUUUUGAGACAUCCUUAGCAGCAAGCCAUUGUGCAUUAAAUCUCCUGAUUAAUCACAACACUAAUGAAAUAAUGAAUUUAAUUUAUCUUACUGUGACCGACUUAUAUAACCAGUAUAAACAGUUAAUUAAUUGAAAAAACAGUUGCCCAAUGCUUAUAAUAUUCAAACUGCAUAAUGGUUACACCCUUAUAUAUCCCAUGGGAACAGUAAGAAUAAAAUUCCAAGUAUACCUUCACAUUAUGAUAUAUUUUGUUUUAUUAUUUUUUUAAAUGAGAAUGUUAUCUGAAUAUAACAAGUCUGAUUUUCCUGUAGGUGUAACAAUUUUUUUUAUUUUUUAUUAUAUAAAUCUUUGUUUUUGUUGUGCAUGAAAUUACAGUAGGCUUGCUCAGCUACAACAGCAGUCGCAGGCAGAGUGAUAACAGGCAUUAUAAGUAUGACAUGGCAUAUGAAUAGACAGCACAAUUGUUGGUUUAUAGUAAUAGGAGGGAUAGACCGUGGAGAGACAAAGCAUAUUAUCAGAUACAGGCUUUUCUAGCUGUCUGUGAUGGUAGUAUAAAUUAGAGUUCAAUGCUUAUAGUACAUGCUAAGCAACUUAAAAAUUAACAUUUAUAUAUGAACAGGCUUAGACGUAGUUUAGCGCAGACAUGGUCAUUUCUUGAGCUGGUACUGCACUAUUGUUUAGAGUAGAUUAAUGAAACUUGCUUAUGCGGGAUAUGUCAAUGAGUGAUUGAGCGGUCAUUACACCUCAUUGUGUUACAUAUUCUGGCAUUUGAGGUUUAAAGGAGCACUAUAGGGUCAGGAACACAAACAUGUAGCGUUAAAACCACCAUCUAGCCCCCCCCUGUCCGCCUCAUGCCUCCCUAAACAUAGUAAAAUCUUACUUGUAUUCAAGCCUGCAUCUGCAGGCUUUGUCCCUGUUUCCUUUUCCUUUUGACUUGCCCACUGCCUGCUGACAUCAGCAGAAGUGGUAGCCUGAUCCAAUCACAGUGCUUCCCCAUAGGAUUGGCUGAGACUGACAAAGAGGCAGAUCAGGGACAGAGCCAGCAUGAUUCAAACACAGCCUUGGCCAAUCAGCAUCUCCUCAUUAAUUGAAUUAAUGAAUCUCUGUGAGGAAAGUUCAGUGUCUGCAUGCAGAAGGUGGAGACACUGAAUGUUUGGAUGCAUUUUAGGCAGCCAUGACCCAGGAAGGAUCUCUAACAGCUAUCUAAGGAGUGACCAGUGAAGUUAUCACUAGGCUGUAAUGUAAACACUGCAUUUUCUCUGAUAAGACAGUGUUUACAGCAAAAAGCCUGAAGGUAAUGAUUCUACUCACCAGAACAAAUUCAAUAAGAUGCUGUUGUUCUGGUGACUAUAGUGUCCCUUUUAAGGGACGUAGGGUUGAAAAAGUAGAGGCAAUGCUUUGGGAUGAGUUGGCAGACAUGUUAAUUAGAGUAAUGUGAAAAAUAAAGUAAUAAUGGUAGUUUAGUCCAAUUGUAGAUAUCUAGUACUCUGUAAAGUAAAAAGAGCAACUAACCAUUGGAUUGACUAUGAAUGCCAGAAGGACACCAAAUAAUGUGGUUACUGCAAGCGUUUCAUACACGUUAUGAGCAUCCCUGUGGGCUGCUUAGCCGAUGCCACGUGAUGGGUGUUACUAUUUUUUACUUUGUGUCUAUUACCUCAGUAUGCAUAGAUUUUAUUUUUAUCUUUGCAGAACAGGAAUAUUCAGUAACUUGCAUACUGAAUGCUGUUAUGCGAGAAUAAAUAUAUAUCGGCUGCAUUUUUUUUGCCUUUCUAGUUACUCAGUGGGGUUUAUAUGGUGAGCACUGAAUUUUACUGAAUUGAAAACUAAAUCUCAAAAUAUAGGUAGAAAUUAAGCUGUUAUUACAGCUGAGUUGGAGAAUUUCCAAACAGAAUUACAAAAUAUAGGCUCUGCAUUGGUCACAGCUUGCAGCGUAAUUCGUGUACGGGCUGACUAAUGUCACUUCUGUGCAUAUUUCUAUGCACAGAGUUGCAUUUUUGGCUGAGUGGUCUGCUAAUGCUCUCAGCCAGUGAAUGGAUGGCAAGUUUGGCAUCUGGCUUCUGUAGCUUAAAAAAGUGUAGGUACCGUUCGGCAUAAACUAUGGCUCUUAAUCCAGCACACCUCUUGUUGGCUGCAUUGAUAAUGCACAAUAUAUUAAAUCAAUCUUCAUUUUGUCCAACUUGGACUGCAGUGAUUAUUUGAGAGGACUGGGAACAGGAAAGGUUGGACAAAAUUGUUAAAGCAACGUGUUAAUUCCACAUUAUUAAUGGUCUACAGGUACCAGGAAGUUCUAUGUCAAAUUGUUUUUAAAUGAUUUGACAUUUAACCAGGGGACAGUGCCAGGUUGUUCGAUGCAUCAUAACAAAUAUACAAAGCUGGACUGGUUUUGUUGCUUAGGAUGCCCCUUUGAUGUGUUGUUUUCACUGCAAAACAUUAUUUGCAUUAAUCACCCUAAUGGGUCCCUGUUUUUUAGCCGCAUGCUCUUUUCUCAGUGUUAUGGUAACUUGUAUUACCAUAACCGUGUCUAUAAACUUGAAUACUAAAGGUUGUUCUUAAAUGGCAUAUCCAAUAGCAUAGUUUUUAUCCAAUUAAAUAGAUUUAUUUUUCUAUAGCCAUUCAUCAUGACCUUUCAAUAAUAUUAUGUUGAGUUCUGUGUGGAAAGAGGAUAUUGUUGUCUCCCUGUGUAAUAUUUAUCUUGCACUCACAUGGUUUUUUACUAAAGAAAGAUUUAGAAGUGAAUUGAAAAUGUAAGUCCAAACUCGUAGUGUAGGUGACUCUGAUAAUAUUUUCAGUUCAGCUAAUUUGACCUUUAAAUUUGAAAUUCACUUUGAAUUCCCAUAGUGCAUAUCCCUGCCAGUACUGGAUUUUGAGUCUAGACAUCCGGGUUCUACAGAUUUCUGUUGUGGACAAGUCUUUGUAUGAGCUUGGGGCAACUCUGAUUAUAGUGGGGAAGAAAAUCAGCAAGUGAUAUUGUUGAAAGUGAUCUUUGUUAAAAGUUAGUUGUUUUGUAGCUUACAUCUAUUUGUUCUAUCAUGGAUCUUGGUUUUCAGCAGAUCUGGGCAAACAUCAUGGUCUGCUGUAAGUAACUUUUUAAAAAGUCUAACAUGCUAAAAAUAAACCAAAUCCGCAUUUCUUGCAUCAAUUCUUUUUAUUAGCUGCUGUUCUUAUUUUUUCCCAAGGUACCUGACUACCUAGAACAUAUCAAAAAGCCCAUGGACUUUCAGACAAUGAAACGUAAUUUAGAGGCAUUGCGCUACCAAAACUUUGAUCAGUUCGAGGAAGACUUCAAUUUGAUAGUCGGAAAUUGCAUAAAGUACAACUCUAAAGAUACUAUCUUCUACCGAGCAGCUGCCCGUCUCAAGGAACAGGGGCAAGCUGUGCUUCGACAAGCUCGUCGCCAGGCUGAGAAGAUUGGCAUUGAUUUUGAGACUGGAAUGCAUUUGCCUCAAGUCUCUACGGCAAAUGAGAUUGGGCGUCACAGCAGGAAAAAUGGUAAGUGAUAGUUGAACACAAAAUAGUUGGGGAAAACUAAUUCUGUUGAAAAGGGUGAGUUAUCACAGAGUGUGUCUGAUGGAGGUGAAGUGGUAACUUCGGGAAUUUAAUAGACAUGUUAUGUAAGGUAUUGCAGUGGUUACGGUGAAAAGAGUAUGUGAGCAGUUAUUUCUGUAAACCUUUUGAAAAGAGAUGUGGGUUUUCUGGACCCAAUGUCCACAUAUUCUACUUGUGCAUUAUUUAUCUGAAGCUGUUCAACUUUGAACAGCAAUGAAAGGCUUUGAGCAGCUUUGCCUUGUACUUGUAGCCUUUGAUUGCCAUCCAAGCAUAGACUGCUUUAGAAGUAUAAUGUGAAAUUCCACCAAAUUGGAGCAGAAGCAGUGGAGCUGGGCUUUGAUUGCUGGGACAUUUUAAUUUUUUUCUGAUCUGUUCAAAACUUCUAAAUUGUAAGAUGGGCAUUAAAAGACUCCUUGAACUGUAAUCGCUACAGUGAGCUGUACUGGUCAAAGUACUUUGCAUUGACACAUUACCUAAUCUUUAAGUGACAAAGAAUUUCUGAGUAAAUCAUUUUUCUUGAUGAAACCAUGGCAGCAUUAAUGGGACCCUAUUGUCACCAAAACAACUUUAGCUUAAUGACGCUAAAUUAGAUUAUGCCCCUGCAGCCUCACUGCUCAAUUCACUGCUUUUUAGGAGUUAAAUAAUUUUGUUUAUGCAGCCCUAGUCACGCCUCACUGCAAGUAACAUAAGUGCACAGCCUUCCUAAACAUUUCCUGUAAAGAGAAAUCUGUUUAAACUUCCUUUGUUACACAUUCUGUUUUUUAGAAUUUCUUAUCUCCUGCUCUGUUAAUAACUUGCCAGACUGUGCAGAAUCCUCCUGUAUGUUAUUUAAAUUCUGUUUACAGAAUAGGAGAUAAAGCAUUCUAAAGUUUACAUCUGAUUUGAAAAUGAAACCAGUUGAGUUUUUUUUCAUGCUGUCUGUCUUUAAAAACCAGGGGGUGUGUGACUAGGGCUGCAUAGACAGAAACAAAGGUGGUUUAACUUCAAAAUGGCAGAGAAUUAAGCAGUGAGACUUUAGAUUAAUGAAGCAGUUUUUGUAUAUGGAUUAUAACUCUGAAGUUUUUUUUGGUGACCAUAGUGUCCCUUUAACUAUCGGGUAGAAUCAAUUUCACAACGGACUAGAAACAGAACUUAUCUCAAACUGGUCUCUAAAGAUCCAGGGAUUGCAUAAAUUGUUAACUCUAGACAACCCUGCAACCUUUAAAAUAGUUGGGCAUUACAUUAUGAUAUAGGUUAUUUCUAGGCUGUUAAGUUUUAAAAGAAUAAUUCCAUCUUUAGACCUUGAGGGGUUAAAGGUGUUGCUCAAUGCAUAUGGGGUGCACUUCUCUCCAUAUUUUCUUGUUGUUACCAGUUUUUGAGUGCACCCAAAAUCUUGAACUAACUGAUCAAAUAGUACUACUAACUGCCUUUUUUUUUUCUUCUCUGGGUUGUUUGCAAUAAUGUAUAUAUCUACUUGAAAUAAUAAUAUUUAAAAAAUAUAUAUAUUUUACCAGAUUUUGAACGGACUCCUCAAUCUGACAACAGAAAACAUCAAACUUUGGAAGAACAGUUAAAGUUUCAGCUGGCGCGGCUGGAUGAGGUCAAUGCAAGCAAGCAAAGUGUAGGGAAAGCCCGCCGUGCCAAGAUGAUCCGCAAGGAGAUUACUUCCAUCCGCAGGAAAAUGGCUCAUCAGCAAGAAUCCCGUAGGGAUGGUGGCAUGGGCCGACACGGCUCAUCAGGGCGAGGAGCCAUGCCUUUGCACGGUCCUUCGGAGAAGGAUGGACAGACGGACAGUGCUGCAGAAGAGAGCAGCAGUCAGGAGACGGGGAAAGGUACUGACCUGUGUUAGUUCAGACUGCUUUCUUAUCUCAGGGGCCUCUUCUGCAGCUUUGUGUAGAUUUGAAUCUGUUUACAUUUGUGUGUUUGUGGUGUUUUUUUGUAUGGCACUUUUCAUUUGUUUCAUUUUACAUUUUUUUUUUUUUUUUUUUUUUUUUAAGCUUGCAACUCGUGCACUCCCCUUUCAAGUUGAAAAGAGAAAUCACUUAUAAAUAAUUCUGAGAGUUGAUACAUAGCCUCUUCCUGAAAUUGAAAAUUCUACUUAACUUUCAUGCCAUCAGGAAGGCCAGAACGGGCACUGGUAACCAUUCCACCUCAUUGAAAUGAUCAUAAUCCCUGGGAUACCCUGGCACUCUCCCAUCAUACUGUGUUAUUUCAGUCCUGGGAUUCAUAUCUGCAAUGGACGCUGUCAUUGGCAAGCGUUCAGCCGACACUCUCAGCCAAUCACAGAUUCCAAGUGCUGCUCAGACUGAUAUUUCUUCAUUAGCCCAAACAGCAAAUAGAGGAUGGGUUGCUGAGUUUAUCAUUUAGCAUUAAAACAUUAAAAACAGUUUAAUUCUGAGUGGAAGAACAGUGCCAAGAAACUUCAGACUCUAUUACAACUUCAAUGAGAUGAAGCAAUUACAGUAUCUAUAGUGUCCCUUAAAUGCAGUAUGAUAGUUCCCAGCAGCCCAUCCCCUCUGUGCUGCUCAGGUUAAUAAGGAAGCAUUAGCAUGAGCAGCAGUGGGCAACUGUGAUUGGCUGAGAGUGUCAGCUGAAAGCCUUCAGCCUAUCACGGUGUCCAUUCUGGUAUGAAUCGGUAUGGCUACAAGGAAGUGUGUAAUCUCUCUGCAUUAUCACGCCUCCAGUAGGGGCUGGACUGUGGGCAGUCAAGGCAUCUCAUUCAGUGUUAAAAUGGUUUGACAUUUAUUUGAUGGACAGUGAAUGAUGAUACCCAUGUUUUAGUACAGGUGAGUUAGUCAGUGACCAGGAGCUGAGGAUAUCUCUGACAGUGGGACUGUUGGACAGAAACAAAAUCCUAGAUUUAGAAACUAUCAUGAAUUCUGUAUUGUUAGUGUUAAAUCCACCAACAGAAACACCAUGCAUUGUUUUUAUUUGCAGCAUGCACCAACCAUAGGGGCUACAUUUUAACAACUGGUAACCUCAAUCAUUCCAAUUCUUUUGUGAUAGUCUUAAACAACUGUGCACUAUAAGCAGCUGCAGGUUGCCUGCCUUUGCGUUUUAUGCACACUGUAUCAAUGAAAAUGUGUUGACACUUUAGCUCUCUCUGCAACUUACCAAGUAUGGUCUAGAUUGUUGCUUAAAUGAUGCAACCUGUAAAAAGAAUAUUGAGAUUAACCCAUUGUAGCGCAUUGUGGUUUAUAGUAAUGAUUUUAUUGGGAUUUGGUGUAAUCUUAGAUGUUAUACAGUCUGACAAGAGAAGCACUUGAGCAUGUUGUUAGCCUAGCAAAGUGUUAUGGGAGUUGUAGUUUAAUAGCUGGGUGAGCUACCUGUUUGCUAUCCAACAUAUGAGCUCUAUAUACUGUGGCCUAUUCAGUUUCAGGAAGAGGCGUUCGUAUUUAAAAUGCUGAUUCAAAUCGUCUCCUAUCCCUUUAGUAAAAGGGCUAACUCUGACACUGUAUAUUUUCCUGUUUGUUUGUCGAGUAAGAAUAACGUGCACAAUCUGGUUGCGAAAAAAGAGGAUCUAUAGAUUUACUACUAGUUGGGAAUUGGCAAGCUAAUUUCAAUGAACGUUUAUAAUAGCAUGCAGUAGAAUGCCAAUCAUGGCACGUAUUGAAAACUGUAACAAGCUCUCUUUCGUGUUGGAAACUGUUCACGAUAGAAUUAUGUAAUGUUCGAGAAAUUGGAGAGACUGGAUUUGGAUACAUUAGACACAUAUUGACAGAAAAGGGUUAAACGACUGUGAUUGUUGAAUAUAUACACUGUACAUAUUGUACUUCCUCUGUACUGUAUUUGUAUUGUACGUUUUUGCUUCCCUUGGGUGUGUUUUUUUUAAAUUUUUUUUAAGAGUUUAGAAGCAUGCUUACCUACUACUACAAACCUGGUAGCAUCCACUUUAAUUUCUGCAUUUUCGCAGAGACUCCGCCUCAUUGAGAGGUGACUUUGGUAACCACAGAUAUGUGGGACGUUAAUUUAUUUCCUUUUCUUUCUUUUUUUUCUUCCAGGCCUUGUGGUCAAUUUUGAAUUACUACUGUUGUAAAUAGCCAUGUCUUUAUAUACAGUAUAGGGUUGAGGGAUCGAAAAAAAUAUUCAGCACUUAGCAUGUUUCUUGUGCCAUACAAGACAACAUAAUGUUAGGCCAUAGAGGUCUGAAAACGAUUAUGAUAUCUGUGAAAUUAUGUUUCAGGUGGAAAGAAUCCACAAAAUAUGACAAUGCUACAUAAAAAGGGUACAGGGUUUCUUAUUCCUGACAAAUGAAUGUGAUUGUAACAACCUCUGAAUUUUAAUUCUUAACCAUGUAGUUAUCCAUGCUGUGAAAUGUCUUUGUUCUUCUUGGAUGUAAUCCUUUGAAAGAAUAAACACACAGGUGCAGUGCAAUGCCCAGACUAGGGGUAACCCUUAGAAAAUGCUUUAGUUUCAAAGAUGCGAUCCUUUGCUUUAUCUUGGUAAACCAAAGUCUCUAAGCCUAAGAUUAAGGUAAUUUGUUGAGGUACACAGAGCACGCCAGCUGGAUACCCCUGGAAUAACUGCUUGUGUUUUACACAGCACUAGCAAUUAAAACAAAGUACAGCAAUAGUUGAUUCAGUGUAUCUAUAUACUACUUCUGCUGUUUAAGAAAAGGCAUUCAAUGUAUCACAUACUAGAAACAAGAAAUAAAGAUCUAGAUCAUAAUUGGUGUGUCCACCAUUUGCAAAUGCCAUUGUUUUCUUAACAGUAUUGUUGUACAUUUUUUUUUUUUUUUUUUUGAGGGUUGGGGAUUUUUCUGUCUUAGACUCAGUGCGUCCUUUUUUUAUUUUUUAUACAUAUAUAUAUUAUUGUAAUCAAGCACUGUAUAUUCUGAAAAUUCUUUUUGGGUAAUGUGUUUUUUUUUUUUUUUCUAUCAAUAAAGUGUGUUUAUUUAAAACUUACCAUUUGCCCCUUUUGUGUUUUUGGUGCGCAGGGAGAUAUGCCUCUUUCUUUCAGCGCUUCACACACAAGCACAGCCAUAUAUAUCUGUAACCUUUUCUCCAGCUUUGAUAGCUGUUUUGAUAUUUACCUAAAGAAAUUACAUACAUUCAUGUUCUUCCCUCUCCUCUUUUGUCCCAACCUUCUUUAUUUCUCCCUUUGUGACAUACUGAAAAAAAAUUUCCUCCUCCUUGCUCCCUGUGCCUUAAAAUUCUGCGCUAUCUCUACCUGUCUCUGUUUCUCCUCUCAGGAAUUGGCCCAAACACUUCCGCCACCCCUGCACAUGAAGUUGGUAGAAGGACCUCUGUCCUUUUCUCCAAGAAGAACCCAAAAACUGCUGGACCUCCAAAGCGACCAGGGAGGCCACCGAAAAACCGAGACAGCCAGCUGGCAUCAAGCCAGAUCAGCAGCCCAAUAGGGCCACCUCAGCUCUCAAUUAUUGGGGGGUCACAGAGACUACGUAAAAGAGGCCGAAGUCCACGUCCAACUUCCAGCUCAGACAGUGACAGCGACAGUGAUAAGUCAGCAGAAGAAAGAUCUUUGGGUGAGUUGGAUCAAGCACAAAUAUUCAGCAUGCAUUAAUUCUGAUAAAUGUUUUUUCUAAAUAAUGUAAUCUUGUUUAAGUUUUUGGGAGGGGAUCGUAAACUGUCUAAACAUCAAAAGGCAGUUACAGUAUAUAUAAAUCCUUUGCUUUUUCACUUUAGUGCACAUAUUUACAUAUAGCGCCCAGAGAGGCGUUAAGUCUAUAGUGCAGGUUAUGGAAGGCAGAGCAGUCACUAUGAGUCUGAAACUGGACUCACAAUGCUUUGCACAGUAUAUGCCUUAAAAAGUGACUUUCACCCGACAAUGCUUUGCUCAACACCUGGUCCCAGGCCUUGUUUUCUUACAAAUAUCAAUAAGCCGACACCUCCAUGACAACUCAAAUAACCACUUAAAGUGACAUUCCGCCCUCCCCCCAGCUUUCAAUCAGACAACAGUUCUUCUUGCUUUGGUUAGCUCAGUAAAAAUAAACUCAAGAAGCAGCAAUUGCCAAGAGAACCUGCCUUGCAAAGACUUCACAUUGAGCCACGUUGGGAAGUCUGUGAUUGGACAGUUACAGAAAGCCUGGGCUGAGUUAGAAGGAAGGGCUUGCAAGCUCUGCAGACAAGAUAACAUUUUCUCAAUAUAUUUUAGAUAAACCCCAAUUGAGAAAAUAGUGAUUUUUGUAUUUGGGCUGUGGAAUGUUACAUGGUCCAUCUUAAUAAAGAAUUACAGUGUGUUGCUAGAAUUAUUGACAGGCGUAGCAAUGUUACAUCAGUCAAGCCCUCUACAUUGUGUUUAGCUGUUUUAGUGACUCAUGGGGAAUAUGUUGUACUGUGUGAUUAUCAUUUGCCUCACAUUCCAGAAUAAAUGAGAAUUCAAUGACCCAUCAUUCUGGGGGCUGGUUUCCCCUCUUCUGUUUCUCCCAAAGACUUACCGACGAACGGCUUCAGUGGCAGUAACCAGCAGGUCAAAAAGAGUUUCUUAGUUUACCGUAAUGAUUGCAACCUUCCCAGAAGCAGCUCCGACUCGGAGUCUAGCAGCAGCAGUAGCAGCAGUGCUGCCUCCGACAGGACCAGGUAUGCUUAAUCUUUAUGAUUUCAGAUAUGAAUUGUGCAUUCUAUCAUGGUCUACCAGCCUUCUGGCACCAUAGCUGUUGGUGAUUUCUCAUGAAGCUCUACAAGUCAAAGGCUUACAUGCUCAAUCUAGGCACAUUAACUUCUACAUGCCAGUGUAGUGGCUAUUGUGCCAUUAGGUUGUAGACAGUUGGUCCCAGAGGCUCCUGUGGACUGUCCACUUGCCAAAGCCACUAAUGCAGAAUUUUCACAUUAAAGGGACAAUAUAGUCACCAGAACCACUAAAGUUUAAUGUAGUUGUUCUGGUGUCUACAGCAUGUCCCUGCAGACAUUUAAGUGUAAACGCUGCCAUGUCAGAGAAAAGGCUGUGUUUACAUUGCUUGAUAGUUACUCACUCAGACUGCGACUUAAGGUGCUUCCUUGUCAUGUGCUGCACAUUUAGCAUCUCCAUGCUCUACAUGGAGGCAGGGCGAGACUGGCAUGGCAUGGUGGAAAAGAUGAGUAAAAUCACCUUUUUACUGAGAUUGGGGUGGCUGGACAACUAAACAGCCACUUUAAAGGAUCACUAUAGGGUCAGGUAUUCCUGACCCAAUAGUGUUUAACCGACCUAUAAAAGUAUAAAACUCACCUUGUUUCCAGCGCUGUGCAGGUCUGCCGGCGCUGGCUCCACCCCCUUUGUGACAUCAUCGAAAUGGACAAUUUUUAGCCAAUCCAAUGCUUUCCCAUAGAGAAAGCAUUGGGUUGGCUAAAAUUGGCACAGGGCGGGGCCAAAUGCCGUUUUGGCUAACCAGGACCUCCACAUAUGAGGAAAAUUCAGCGUCUCCAUGCAGAGCGGGAGGACGCUAAAUAGCAGGGCUGCUUACUGUGCAGCCCUGAGCCAGGAAGCCCCUUCAGUGGCCAUCUAAAGAGUGGCCACUUGGAGGUGUCCCUAGGGGCAAUGUAAACAAUGCCUUUUUGCUGAAAAGGCAGUGUUUACAUGAAAAUACUGGAAGGGAGCUAUUAUACUACUCACCAGAACAACUACAUUAAGCUGUAGUUGUUCUGGCGACUAUAGUGUCCCUUUAAGACUAUAAUCUCAGGAAUACAUGUUUGUAUUCCUGACACUAUAGUGCUCCUUUAAUAAUAUAAAUUUCUUCUAUAUUAAGGCCAGUCAUUGGCUGAUGCUUGUGAUAAUUAAAUGUAAUGGGCAUGGUGCCCAGACUGAUCCAUAACCACCCCUGAUCAAGACUCAACAUAAAAGAAGAUCUUGUCAAUAAAAUAAUGUAGUCUUUAAGAAAUGUUGUAUGAUUUUUGAUUGUUUCUAGUCAAAAAAAACAGACUAGAUAAUAGCAUGUAACAGUUUUUUAGUAUAAUCUAAAAAAUAUUUGUUCUUUAUUUCUACUCACACCUUUUUGGUACCUUCUCCACGGGAGAAUGUUUGUUUUUAGUGUGUGGGGGUAAAAAGGCUUUAAAACCUUACUCUGAGACUCAGCAGUUUCUCCUACAGAUUACACAUAAUCAUUCUACAGAUUUUUAGAAAUGUCAGAGGUUAUCAGGCUAUAACAAUUGAUUAAGUGAACUUUUUCAUGAGUCAAAAGGCUGCGUAAUUAAAUAAGCCGAUAUAUUGUUAAUCAAAGAAGUCUGUCCACACAGACCAGGAGAUACAGCAGGUAAAAGUAUGUGGAAGGUGCAGCUCCUAGAUAUGAGUCAUAUUUCAUAAUUACCCCCUCAAUGAAGUGCACACCCUAUUUUGACGUGUGUCUGCAUAUAUGAUAUAAAUUGUAAAUUGUAUUGAAAAGAUAAUUCUCUGUCCCCUACAUACCAGGAAAGUGGUUUUUAAAAUGUUUUACCUGUAUUUAUAUAUAAUACUUGGCUUUUUUUUUUUUUAAAUAAAUAUAUCUUCCCUAUAGCACAACCCCCUCCAAGCAAGGUCGAGGAAAACCUUCUUUUUCUAGAGAGAAUUUUGCAGAUUAUAGCAGUGAAGAUACGUCUGGAACUGAAAACGAAUCUUAUUCUAUGGGCAGUCGAGUUGGACAUGGCUGUAAGUGAUUCAGCUAGGAUUGAAGAAAAAAAAAUUAUUGUAAAUCAUUUAUUAAUUUUUCCAUGCAAUUUUAAUCAAGCACAGUAGAAGAUCUUUUAAUGCCCCUUGCAGAAUGUAUUUUAUUUCUUUUAAAAUAUAGAUAUAUAAAUGUUAUGGAAACAGUGCAAACAGUAUUUUAUAUUACAGUAAUCAUGAAAAAUGCACAUAUGUAGAAAUGGCAAAAAAACAAAAUCGCUUGGCCCACCCAGUCUGCUUACUCCCCUUCCUCCUCCCCCAUUUUAUGUACCAUGAAACAGACAUACAUUCAUUGAUUUUCAAAAUGUUUAUACCAAUUUCAUAACACAUUUGUGCUUUUGUUUUAUGAAAUAAGCUGCAGUCUUAAAUCAGUUUAACAAAGUUUAAUAACAGUCAGAAUGCUUUAAAUUUAAUUUUACUCUUACUAAAUUUGCUUUAGAAUUGAUCUUUGUACAUGUCCACCAUUGCAUUUCAAAGUUCUAAAAAAGUAGAGCAAUGAAGUUUAAUAUCUUUGCUUACUAAACACAAACAUUGUGGUCCAAAAAUAUAUUUUCAACUCCCCCAAAAUGAACACUUUUUGUAUGCAGUUUAAGAGCCCAAAACAUGCUGGUGACUUGACCUUUUUCUGUUGUUCAAUAGUGGUACGCAAAGGAAUGGAGGGCCGAGGGGCUGGGUGGCUGUCCGAAGAUGAAGACUCCCCUCUAGACGCCUUAGACUUGGUGUGGGCCAAGUGUCGGGGAUAUCCUUCAUAUCCAGCUCUGGUAGACAUCCUCCCCUAUUAUAUACUUUUCCUUAAUUGUGAAAUGUCAUGGAAAUAAAACUUGUGCAGUUACUGACCACCACAGGUCCAAACAAAUCUAUGAAACCUGACAGAUUUAUUAACUGCAAUGUAUAGCACAAAAUUUGAGCUAUUUUUGAAAUCUUUUAAUUUUAGAUUAUCGAUCCCAAGAUGCCACGAGAGGGAGUGUUUCACCACGGCGUUCCAAUUCCCGUACCACCCGUAGAUGUCCUCAAGUUAGGAGAGCAAAUGACUCAAGAAGCACAAGAGCAUCUCUACCUCGUUCUGUUUUUUGACAAUAAGCGGACCUGGUGAGUCAAGAGACUACUAGGGUACUCUCCUAGACCACAACUAUCUUUGAACCAGUGUUUGUUUUUUGAUUUGCGAAUGGACACUGGAGUACUAUUCAAGUAAUGAGUGGAAUAUUAUUCUGUAAAUGGAAAUCAUACAGUCUGUGUGUUCUGAAGUUUAAUGUCUGGCUUACUCUUAUUGUUUCAGUUGUAAAAAACAAACAAAAAGAGACUAGGAUAGACACAGCUCAGCUUAUCAUAGCUCUAAUUUAUUUAUUUAUUGCUAGAAAGUACUUUUAUAUGCAGUAUGUGAUAUUGAUUAUCUAGAUGUUUUAGGAAUUUACUGUAUGUGUACCUGCGAUAGCAGUAACUCCUCCACAUGAGUCCUAGUGCACGUCCCGAGUGACAGUGCUUGAAAGAUGUGCCAUCAUUUCACUUCCUCAUAUAUAUUUUUACCUGCCACCUAAAUUCUAAGGAUGCUUGUCAGGCAUUGAUGUAGAAAAGUUGAAGGCUUGUUUUUUUGUAUUUGUUUUUCGGUGGAGUCCAAUAUUACAGGUCUAUUUCCACCUACUCAUUGCUUAAAGAAUAAACCCACUAAGAGACUAACAUUAAAUAGAAUUCCAGGCAGUGGAUAGGUCGUAAUAAGCCAGGACUCCAACACUUCUCUACAGUACCAAUCUGAAUUCAGAGUUGUUUCUUUAGUUCUAUUGAUAAAAUGUGAAUAUAUUCUACAGUGGCCUGACUUGUGUUUUGGCAUUAAUGUCUUAUUUGGUGCAAGAUAAUAAAACUAAGACAAUGGUUUAGUUUAUCAUACUGUUAUGGAACUCUUUUUUUUUUUUUUUUUCUAACUUGUGCAAAAUAUUUUAUUCUCUCCCAUGCAGGCAAUGGCUGCCACGGACCAAGUUGGUUCCACUAGGUGUGAACAGAGAACUGGAUAAGGAAAAGAUGCUAGAAGGGAGGAAAUCAAAUAUCCGCAAAUCUGUGCAGAUUGCAUAUGACCGGGCCAUGCAGCACCGCAACAAGGUUCAAGGAGAACAGAGCAGCGAUUCCAGUGAAAGUGAUUAACUGCAUCCUACCCAGAGAGAGGCAACAGCGUUUGUGACAUUUUUGUCUAAUUACUGUACAUAAUUUUACAUGCAAAUUCAGAGAACUAGGCUGCAAUAUGGUAAUCUAAGAGCAAAGGGUGCUACUUUGAAAUGACUAGCACUCAAGAGCCUUUUUAACAAGAAACUAAAUGAAAGAGAGGCCUGUGUAGGAUAAAAAGGAUCAGCGACAAGAUGUGACACUUUAUAGUUAUUUUCUUCUGCCUUCAACAGAAAGACACAGAUAAGAUCCAGCAAGGAUCUGUAUGGAGUGGUUGCUGGUUGACCACUAAUGGCAUCAUGGGUUUGUUUUUGUUUUUUCGCUUCUCUGAAUGUAACUCUUGUGAAAGGAGGAGCAUCUUCCUCGGGCACUUUACGGACUUGCCCUUUAAGGAUCAGCAACCUCUCAAAACCGUGAUCAUGGAUUCCUAUGUACAGACUCAAUUUUUCUACAUACUGUUAUGUUGUACAAUCGGACAUAUUAUGCGUGGCUAUCAUGAAAUGAAAGGGAGAUGAUAUUUCUGUCCCCCUAUUUAGCAACAUGCUCCAUCUUUUCCAAAAAGUGCUUCUUUUUGUAUUCAAAAACAUACAUGUAGUCCCUAGCUAAAUUGACAUUUUCCAUCCCUAGUAAUCGUGCAGCAAAAGAAGUAAGCUUACUGAUCAGAGAGAGCGGUUUGUGUUGUAAAGAUUGAAAAUGGUAGAUUUAUUAUUUAUCGAACACCUAUGAUCUAUUCUAUAAUGCUACAGAGUUUCUUACUCUGACCGAUAUAAAGACAUGAAACAGCCAUUUCAGAAACAUUUUAUAGGAAAGAAAAACAACAUUGGCAUUGUCAAUGUUAGUUAGCCUCUUAGUGGUUAUUUAGUAAUGAAUCAAUUUACUAAUCAAGAUAUACAUUUAAGUAGAUUUUUUUUAUUUUUUUAAUACUGAAUCAAUAAGUUAUUUCAGCAUCAUGAACAGCACCUUAUCUAUAAUCAGUAGAAUUACUCUGUAUCACCUGAGUGUGGUACAUAUCUCGCAAACAAAUGUGCCCAAAUGCCAUUCAUUAUCCUGCUGUGAGUCAAGAUAAGCCUGUCCAAUUCAGUUUUUUUUCAGAAGAGAGAAAGAGAUUCAGAAAUCCAUGAAAAUGCAGUAACUUUGGAUUUCAUCAGCAAAUGCAAAGGUAUCUGUAUGCCUCAUUGGGGAUUACUUUGUGUAGUUUAGAAUACGGUUCGUAAAUAGUCUAAACAUCUGCAAACAUAGCCUUGAGGACCUGCAACAAGGUUCAUAUUUGAUUAGGCCUCAUCAGAAGAAUAAAUUAAUUGGUCACCUCAAAGCUAUUUUGAUAUAAUAAGCCUUUCAUCAAGUUUUGAAAGGAAAUGGAUUUUUCAAAAUUAAGUUUAUGUAAAAAGAGAGAGAGAGAACUCACCCUCUACCUUUAAUAUAUGAUAAGAUCCUUUAGCCAUACACAUGCACCAUGUGUCAGACAGUGUUUGAAAACAGUCUCCAUGAUCUUCACUGCUUCACAUCCUGCACCAAAGCAGGAAAGACCAGAGACUGUCAGUGUCUCACCCAAGAUGUGUUCAUAUGGCUGAAGAAUCCAGUCAUGUACUAACAUGAAGGGAUGAGUUUUUCUAAUUUCUUUAUAUUCUAAUUUUUUUUUAAUGAAGUAUAUCCCCUUUUAAAAACUUGAUGAAAGAAUUAUUAUAUUAAAAAAUGUUUUGAGAUGACAGUUGUCCUUUAAGCUUAACUUGCUCAAUGCAGCUGUGCAGCUUUUGUAAGCUGUAUGUUCAUUUAGCCCCAGAACAAAAAACAUGCACGUUUUCUUUGUGGUAAUAUCUACUAAAUAGUUUUUAAAAAAUUGCAAUAGAGUAUUACUUUAAGGUUGUCCCCAAUAUCCAACUAUCUUUAAAUACUAAACGGUUUUAAGGUCACUCUACAACAACGUUUUUUAUUAGGGAUAUAUUAAAAAGAAACAUUCAUCAUUCUAUCCCGAAAAAGGUUGGUGUCAUAAUGAUUCGUCGUAAACCAUGUCUUACAAGACCAGAAGGUCUCUGCUAUAGAAAAUGUCUGCAAGUGGAAAUGAAGACAUUUUAACUAAUCUAUUAAAAGGUUAUAAAAAAUGAAAUUAUCCUGGUAACAACUCAAACAAAACACCAAAAUUAUCGAAUAGUAUAAACACAAUUGUGAAUCAAAGGACUCAAAUAGGUCACAUUCUAAAUAUCCUGCAUCAGGAAAGCUUAGCAUUUAACUACAUUAGAAAUAAUCUGUUAUGAAGAUACUGUACACUAAUACAAAGCAGCAGAGAUAAGGAAUCUAGUUAUAUAGAGUGACAGUAGUGUUUAUUUUUUUAUUAUAAUUAUUAAAUGUUAUCAAUAGAACAUCACUUUAUUACAACUUAUUGUUCUUCAAAUAAAAAAUAUACUGAACUAAUAAUUAUAGUCACCAAAACAAGUUUAGCUUAAUGAAACCGUUUUGGUCUAUAGAUCACGUCUCAGGCUCACUGCUCAAUUAUCUGCCAUUUAGAAGACAAACUACUUUUGUUUAUGUCCAUGCAGCCCUAACCGCACCUGCAUGAAAAAAAAAAUAUUUCUCAAUCAGAUAUCUCCCACUCUGUAAAUUUAAUUUGAAUCACACACAGGAGGCUCCUGCAAUGUGUUAACAGUGCAGGAGAUAAGAAAUUCAAAAUUAAUCAGAAUUUGCAAUAAAGGAAGUGUAAACAUUAGAUCUCACUUGAAAGAAUGUGUACAGGAAGGCUGUGCAGGUCACAUGCAGGGAGGUGUGUCUAGGGCUGCGUAAACAAAGUGAUUUAACUCCUAAAUGGCAGAGAAUUGAGCAGUGAGAUUGCAUGGGCUUGAUCUAUUCUUAAAAACUGAUUAAGCUAAAGUUGUUUUCAUGACUAUAAUGUCCCUUUUAAAAAAACAACUUAAAUUUAUUGUGCUUUAUGUCCUUUUUCUGAUUAAAAAAAAAAAAAAAAAAAAACUGCCACCAACUGUCUUACUCUCCAUUGGUUUCAUUAAAGAAUUUGAACAAGAGGGAAAACUUUUCUAUCACAUGCAGCUUUCAAACAUUUUUGCCCAAAUCCUGUGAUGUCAGAUAUUAGGCAGUUACUCACUAAAUGGUGAAUUGAAGGAAUUCACUAAGAAACUGCAAGUUUUAGGCAUAAAUAGCAGAAGCUGAAAUUUCAAACUCUAACUUUCUAACGCUGCCAUUUUGGCUUAAAACUUGCAUCUCCAAUCUAUUCAGUUUAUUAAUGAAUUCCCAUGUUUGAAAUAUACGACUCUUGUGUUCAACACAUUAUUUGGAAUUUAUUCCACAUUUGCACAUUUAACAACUGGUUCUCACUUGUAUUAAACAGGCUGAGUUUUGGGGUUUUUUUUGUCUAGAGUUGAAGAAUUGGGCAGUGCUAAAUGUGGUCUAUUUUAAGACUUUUUUUUUCAAUAUAUUUUUUUUAUGGUCUUAGUCUUGUCUUCUCAUCCUGAUAUUACACUCGGAAUGUUAAUUGACUUGCCCUUCUGUGGAACUAAGCUGAUGUCACUAUGUUGCAUAACGUUUGUGCUAUAACAUUUGCAAUAUAUUUUUCUCAUCCUAAAUCAAGGCACAAACAUACAAUGAAAAUGUAGUGUGCAUUAGUAGUCCGGCCAAAACUCUAGUUCUGGGCUGUGACACUGCCGAAGUUGGAGAUAAAACACUGCACAUUCAGAGUCCAGAUAUCAUGACCACUUCAAAUCACUGAAGUGGUCAUGGUGCUUGGAGUAACCCUUUAAUCUUAUAGCAUUUUGAAAACUGAAUUGUGACUGUUCCUUGCGAGGUAAAUGAAGAUUAACAUUCUAACGUUGUCACCAGGAAGAGAAGUCCUUAAGAUAAGAUAAAGUAAAUAUGUGUACAUGAGUAACUUGAAUACAGAACACAUCACUGCUGAGCUUGUGUGUGUUUUACGUAUAUACAUACAGAGACACAGAAUUAGGUGAAGAAUUGUAUUAUGUAAGAAAAAUAGCAGUAAAGCGUUUGAUUAAAUUUACGGUUCAAUAAUAGACUACUAUUUCACAAACCUAAUGAGAAGUAGACAGCACAACAUUGAUCUGAUAGGUGCUAUGCCCAGUCUUAAAGCACACUUUUAAUGUAAUUUUUUUUAAAUCACAAGCAAUAGGUAUUUCCUAACGGUCCAAGAGGCAUGGAGAGCAAUAUAUUACAAGCAUCCCUUUUACAAAUUAAUUUCCCAAAUAUUUGCUGUUCCUAUAAUGCUUGCAUAAUCCUUUUUCAACCAUAUCAUGUAAUUGUAAAUAGUGUACAUGAGAGGAGAAUUUAAAUUCUCAUUUGUAAACAUAUAGGAAGGGUGCCCUUUUUGUUUUGUUUUUUUGGGAGGGGUGGAGGAUGGAAAUGUUUUUUUCUAAAGUAUUGCUCCAUAACCUACCCCUUUUACAAUAGUCCUAGUAGGGAUUUUUUUUUCCUGUGAUAUGAUUGCCUAUUUAACUUAAUUUGUUUGGUAAUAUUUUAGACCGAGCCCACAUUGUCGUUUAGGUUUUCUUUUUAUAUAAGUGUAUUUUUAUUUGUGGUUUCCUUUUUAAAAUCAUUUUGAGUCUUUUUGCGUAUAUUUCAGUUUUGUAUUUAUUUCAAAAGGAAAAAAAUAUAUUGUUCUUAGAAAAUAAACUGUC